Caenorhabditis bovis is the source of this 600-nucleotide messenger RNA. The record is from the annotation of a GenBank genome assembly. Lineage: Eukaryota; Metazoa; Nematoda; Chromadorea; Rhabditida; Rhabditidae.
AUGCCUUCUGCGGUGUUUUCUGUUGCUGCCGUUCGACCUUCCGAGCAGGAGCUCGCUUUUGCCAACUACGAAUGUGAUCGAUUCGCUGCGCAGCUUCGCGGCAUCGAUAGACUGCAUUUCAACGUCAUUGCGUUGUUACAAGUCUUUGCUCAAUGUAUCGCCACCGUCAGUGAUCAAUGCCUUCCAUUUCUGACCGAGGAGAUCUACACAUCGCUCGAUCAAAUCUGCAACGAGUACAAGUGCGGGUUCCAAGUUUUCGUCGACUUUUUCUGGCCAGAAGUUGAGACAUUCUACGCGCUUGAAGUCGAGCUCGCUUCAAUCGAUGACCAUAUUCUUGCCGAGAUUAGACGCAAGAAGUUGCUAAUCGAACUUGUCAAGAAGAAUCUCGGCCUUGUAUUUGGUCAAGUUGUUCAAAGACGCGGAAUGGAACACGAAGAUAACGAAUUCAUAGAGUACGAGGAGUCUUCGGAUGAAAGCGGUGUGGAAUCAGAGGAAUCCGACGAUGAUUCCGGUGACAAUCUUAUCGUUCUAGUCGAUCAAAUUCCAGUCAAUUUCUAUCGUCUUGGUAAUGGCGUUGCUCAUCGUUUGAUCACCGAAUGA